Molecule: messenger RNA, 1388 nt
Organism: Schistocerca gregaria
Lineage: Eukaryota; Metazoa; Arthropoda; Insecta; Orthoptera; Acrididae
Gene: Galt
Product: probable galactose-1-phosphate uridylyltransferase
Exons: 8
Coding region: 188-1231 (347 amino acids)
Biological process (GO): beta-D-galactose catabolic process via UDP-galactose, Leloir pathway
Cellular component (GO): cytoplasm
Molecular function (GO): zinc ion binding; UDP-glucose:hexose-1-phosphate uridylyltransferase activity
Source: RefSeq, a predicted model, not a curated record
CGAUAUUGUAGAUCGACACUUAGCUGCGCGGGAGGUAGAAGUUUGAAAUGCGUAGUAUGUUGGUUGCUGCUGGGAUGUGUUAUCGUUGUACGUGGUGCUAACGAAGGGUUGUGGUUAUCUGUGGCGUGAGAAGUAAUCUUGAUUGCCAAGAUAAUUUUUUCAGGUUUUGUUUGGCUGUAUCUAGAGAAUGGAGUUCAAUGCAGAGGAUCACCAACACAUACGGUACAAUCCACUGAAAGAUGAAUGGGUUCUUGUGUCACCUCAUCGCAUGAAGCGUCCGUGGAGUGGUCAAAUUGAGCAUCCUCAAGAAGAGGAAAUUCCAGAACAUGAUCCAAAUAACCCGCUGUGUCCAGGUGUUACAAGACCUAAUGGACAGAUAAAUCCACACUACACUUCAACAUUUGUGUUUACAAAUGAUUUUCCUGCUCUCCUGGAAAAUGUCCCAGAACCACCAGAAAGUGGUGAUCCUCUGUUCCAAAUGAAGAAAGCUGAAGGUACCUGUAGAGUUAUGUGCUUCCAUCCAAAAUCUAAUGUGACCAUUCCACUGAUGACUGAAGAGGAGAUCAGUACUGUUAUUUCAGGGUGGAUACAACAAAUAAAUGAACUUGGAGAAAAGUAUGCAUGGGUCCAGGUUUUUGAAAAUAAGGGUUCUAUUAUGGGUUGUUCAAAUCCACACCCUCAUUGCCAGAUUUGGGCAUCAUCCUUUUUACCAAAUGAGGCAAGGAUAAAGGAUAUGCACCAAAGAAAAUACUACGAAAAAUUUGGGAACCUAAUGUUACUGGAUUACCUCAAAAAGGAACUUCAAAAGCAGGUUCGCGUGGUUAUAGAAAAUACUGACUGGGUGGUUUUAGUUCCAUAUUGGGCUGUAUGGCCAUUUGAGACAAUGAUCCUUCCUCGAACUCAUAUUAAACAAAUGACUGAUCUAACGCAAGAUGAGAUAGAAAGUUUAGCAAGCAUAAUGAAAAGACUAACCACAAGAUAUGAUAAUUUAUUCCAGACAUCAUUUCCAUACUCAAUGGGUUGGCAUGGUGCUCCUACUGGCCCAUAUAAAGACAAUGAUGAACAUUGGGUGUUCCAUGGGAUUUAUUAUCCUCCCCUCCUUCGAUCAGCAACUGUAAAAAAGUUUAUGGUUGGAUAUGAAAUGCUGGCACAAUGCCAACGUGAUUUAACUCCGGAGCAGGCAGCAGAAAGACUAAGAAAUUUGUCAGAAGUACAUUACAAACAACAAUGAUUUUAGUAGGAAUGUACUUGUAAUAUACAAGCUCAUCACAAAUGUAUUUGCCAAACUUGUUGCUUUAUCCACAAAAUCAUUUACUUGAGAUGCUAUUUGUAAAAGAUUGUUUACAAAGAUGUAUUAUUUAGCAAUAAAAGUAUAGUGAACAUGUUAA